AUGUGUUUUAUCAUCCGCUACUCUUUACAGAUCUACAUCGUUGUCGUCGGGCUUGUGGCGUUCUCGGGAAUAGUGGAUAAACACUUUGACCGGCACAUCGCCGCACACAGGACUCUGGCCAGGCUGCCGGCGGUCGUGGAGGAUGGAUUCAGACAUUACCAGUUAACAGAUGACGAGACGCUGAUCCUCGCCACGGUGAAGCAGCAUGGCCGCGCGGGCCGGCCGGAGCUGGUCUGGUGCGGGCUGUACACGGGACCCAACCUCCCGUACAAACUCGCCAAGAUGGAGGCGGACGUCGGCAGGGACAACUCCGUACUGUCGCGGACUGGUCAUCGCUGGUACUUCGCCAGGGUACUGACCGCCUGUGAGAGCGCGCGGGGUCCCGGCCUCGACUCCGACCCCAUCCCCGACCGUGACGUGUACCUUCCCGGCAUGCCCCCUGCCCCACAGACGUGGUGUCAGCUGGGAUCCAACAUGGCGGCAAGUUUGUUCGGCACGGUGGCGUCUGUCAUAUGCCCGGCCGAGGAUUACAAAGCAUUUGCGGAGCGGGUGUACCGAGAGGCCCUGUCCUUGGACAGAGCGGCGACGUUACUGGGGAAGGGCACCUACCCCGGCACACGGUACUGCGGGGCGGGGGAUGGGAAGAGUAGGCUCAUGGAAGGCGAGGGCGUGUUAGACUCGCUAGACUCCUGUUGUCUGGACCACGUGCUGUGUGAAGAAGCCAUAGCGCCCGGCCAGACCAGGUUCUUCCUGUACAACCCCGGUCCCCGCCCGCUUCUGCCCUGCUGGUGUGAGGCGUACUUCGAGAAAUGUCUCCGAACGUUGAACACGUCUCCGUCGCGGGACGUGGGUGAGCUGUACUUUAACCACCUGGACGGCGCGUGUUACGAGCUGCAGCACAGGGCCGUGUGCGCGGGCGGACUGCUGGGCGUGUGCUGGCGGUGGGAGCCCAGACUGGUGGGGGUAACCCGGGAACUCUGGACCUUCCAGCCGUGAUGAUGAGGCAUCUAACACCUUUCCGUGGUCAUUGAGAUUCAAAGUAUUCCUGGGGAUGAUUCCAUCGCCUAACAUUUCUUUCAAAUUAGUUGUUUACUUCCUUUGCUAUCUUGUUAACGUCUUCCGCGAAGGUCUAACUUGCCACAUUAAAUAGAUGAAAUAACUUACUUUACGUUGUUUUGCGCUGCUCAUGAGAUUUUUAG
Branchiostoma belcheri (Belcher's lancelet) is the source of this 1199-nucleotide messenger RNA. RefSeq lists its product as uncharacterized. Gene Ontology annotation, molecular function: A2-type glycerophospholipase activity. The transcript has 6 exons. NCBI's taxonomy places the organism in Eukaryota, Metazoa, Chordata, Leptocardii, Amphioxiformes, Branchiostomatidae. The coding region runs from base 1 to 996 and encodes 331 amino acids. The record is from RefSeq and is a predicted model, not a curated record. Gene Ontology annotation, biological process: phospholipid metabolic process; arachidonate secretion.